This is a messenger RNA of Nematolebias whitei (Rio pearlfish), 1395 nucleotides long. RefSeq names its product nuclear factor 7, brain-like. Bases 7 to 1395 code for a protein of 462 amino acids. The record is from RefSeq and is a predicted model, not a curated record. The transcript has a single exon. Gene Ontology annotation, molecular function: protein binding; zinc ion binding. NCBI's taxonomy places the organism in Eukaryota, Metazoa, Chordata, Actinopteri, Cyprinodontiformes, Rivulidae.
GACAAAAUGUCUUCUCAGUCAGAGAAGGACCUGUCCUGCUCCAUCUGCCAAGACAUCUUCAGAGACCCGGUUGUCCUGUCCUGCAGCCACAGCUUCUGUAAGGACUGCCUGCAGCGGUGGUGGGACGAGAGACGGAAGGACGCGUGUCCACUUUGCAGAGAGAUCUCUUUGUUCAGACGUCCUCCUCGUAACUUGGCUUUGAAGAACGUGUGUGAGACGUUCACGUUAGAAAGGAAGCAGAGAGCUUCGGCGGAGCCUCUCUGCAGUGUGCACGCCGAGAAGCUCAAGCUGUUCUGUUUGGAUCACCAGGAGCCCGUCUGUCUCGUGUGUCGAGACUCGAACCUGCACAACGACCACAGGUUCAGGCCCAUCGCUGAGGCCGUGCAGGACCACAGGCAGGAGCUCCUGGUGUCCCUGAACCCCGUCAAGAAGAAGCUGAAUCUCUUCCAGCGAGCUAAAGGGAAACUUGAGGAAACAGCCGAACAUAUCAGGGUUCAGGCCCAACGCACGGAGAGGAGAAUAAUGGAGGAGUUUAAAAGGCUUCACCGGUUCCUGCGAGAGGAAGAGGAGGACCGUCUCGCUGCUCUGAGGGAGGAAGAGAGGAGAAAACAUCAAGCGACGAGGGAACGGGGCGAAGCUCUGAGCAGAAGCAUUUCACGUCUCUCAGACACGAUCAGAGCGACAGAAGAGGCGCUGAGAGCUGCAGACGUAACAUUUUUACAGAAAUACAAAGCUGCCAGGACGAGGGUCCAACAGGACCGCCUGCUGGACGACCCACCACCAGCUUCAGGAGUUCUGAUAGACCAGGCCAAACAUCUGGGCAACCUGAGCUACAACAUCUGGACCAGGAUGAAGGAGAUGGUCUCCUACUCGCCGGUCAUCCUGGAUCCAAACACGGCUCAUCCAGGACUCCACCUGUCUGAAGAUCUGACCCGAGUCAGACUCGGGCUGAACCAGAAGCUUCCUCAGAACCCAGAGAGGUUUGACCAACACCUCUGUGUUCUGGGUUCUGCUGGGUUUAGCUCCGGGACUCACAGCUGGGACGUUGAGGUUGGAAGUGAUGAAAACUGGGGGGUCGGUGUGGUGAAGGAGUCCGUCCUGAGGAAGGGACCAAUCCAGACCGGGUUCUGGGGCCUGUGUCUCUUCAGCGGAAGCUACAUGGUCGUGUCUUAUCCGCUUCCCGAUCAAAUCCUCCCGGUGUCGGAGCUGAAGCGGGUCAGAGUUCAGCUGGACUGGGACGGAGGGAGGCUGUCGUUCUUUGAGCUCGAGGCCAACAAACAUCUUUACACCUUCAGACAAACGUUCUCCGAGAAGCUGUUCCCUUUCAUCGGGACCAACGACCAGUCACCCCUGAAGAUUUUACCUGAGACAGAACAGCCUGCGGUUCUUCUGUGA